Mesoplodon densirostris (Blainville's beaked whale) is the source of this 950-nucleotide messenger RNA. Its product is annotated as LIM domain transcription factor LMO4-like. Lineage: Eukaryota; Metazoa; Chordata; Mammalia; Artiodactyla; Ziphiidae. The record is from RefSeq and is a predicted model, not a curated record. The coding region runs from base 332 to 829 and encodes 165 amino acids. The transcript has a single exon.
GCGCGGGCCGAGGGCUCCUGCAACUGCUCGCGCGGAGCCGGAGGCGGAGAAGAACGACGAGGACCGAGACUGACGCUUCUGCUUCCCGGCGCCUGCCACUUACGCGGGGCCCCCCAACCCAGCCUCAGAGCAGCGCGUUAAAAAAAGAAAGAAAGAAAGAAAGAAAAGCAGCCCUUAGCCCCCUCCUCCCCUUUCCUGCUUCUGCGAGAACAUCCCCCCCUCCCUCCAGCUCCGCCAGCCAAGGCGCCCCUUCCUUGGAAGCCGAGCGGCUUCGCUCGAAUUUCGCCGCCGCCGCCUCUCGCAAUAUUGCAAUAUAGGGGGAAAGCAGACCAUGGUGAAUCCGGGCAGCAGCUCACAGCCGCCCCCGGUGACGGCCGGCUCCCUCUCCUGGAAGCGGUGUGCAGGUUGCGGAGGCAAGAUUGCGGACCGCUUUCUGCUCUAUGGCAUGGACAGCUACUGGCACAGCCGGUGCCUCAAGUGUUCCUGCUGCCAGGCGCAGCUGGGCGACAUCGGCACGUCCUGUUACACCAAGAGCGGCAUGAUCCUUUGCAGAAAUGACUACAUUAGGUUAUUUGGGAAUAGCGGUGCUUGCAGCGCUUGUGGACAGUCUAUUCCUGCGAGCGAACUCGUCAUGAGGGCCCAAGGCAAUGUGUAUCAUCUGAAGUGUUUUACAUGCUCUACCUGCCGGAAUCGCCUGGUCCCAGGAGAUCGGUUUCACUACAUCAAUGGCAGUUUAUUUUGUGAACAUGAUAGACCUACAGCUCUCACCAAUGGCCAUUUGAAUUCACUUCAGAGCAAUCCACUACUUCCAGACCAGAAGGUCUGCUAAAAGGUCAGAGUAAUGCAGACUGCGUGCCUUCAUCUCAGAUCUUGUUCAUCACAGGUGGAUCCCAUGUGUCUUCAGUAGACAAGUCACCUUUGUAGCUAGCACCAGUGCCAGUUCCAUGCCA